CAGACUAUCGGGGGCCCUUCCCGUAUUAACAAGGGUCUGCCCGCCACUGUCAGUCCUAGCAGUUUCCAGCCAGCAGGACCAUUCCCACAUAGUGCUUUUUUGGGAUGCGAACAGCCACGCUAAGGCGAAGAUCCUGGGGGAAAUUCUGGGGUAGUUUGACGAGCUGCCCCAUAUUGUCUGCGGUUGCAACUGCAGUCUUCGGGGUCUCUUCCCUCAAGGCAGGGAAAACUGAGGUGCGCAACGAGGUGUCGAAGUUGUCGGAUUGCGAGACAACGCCAUUUCGACCAAUUGGGGGGCUUGGAAAUGACGCGGAGCGGCGGUGCCUUUCGCCUGGGCUGGAGCUUGCAGCACGUUAGCCUGUUGAGCAGGCAGGCCUCUGACCAUCGGAACCUUGAUUGAUUGGUUUAAUCACAUCGGAACCUUGACAUCGAGGUCUUGCGAGGAAGCAGGCUGA
Molecule: messenger RNA, 454 nt
Organism: Macroventuria anomochaeta
Lineage: Eukaryota; Fungi; Ascomycota; Dothideomycetes; Pleosporales; Didymellaceae
Exons: 1
Coding region: 105-356 (83 amino acids)
Source: RefSeq, a predicted model, not a curated record